CUCUCCUUAUUUCAGGUACAAAUCAAGCACCAAUACUGUCUCCAUCCAGUCGCCAAUCUCUCUCUCUAAAACAACCAUCCGGCCAGUUUGGGUUCUUGCCCACAACAAGAGGGAGGGUAGGCAAUGGUCUGAUGUAUGGCCCCAUUUUACUAAGAUUCGGAAACCCAAUGGUGAGGAGAGAGCUAGAUGCAAUUAUUGUAAGAAUGACUAUGCAUGGAGUUCCCACGGGCAUGGAACAAGUGGUUUGAGAAGGCAUAAUGAAAGAUGCAAACUUUUUCCUAGGGAUCUCCAAACCAAAAAACUCGAUGCUGAAGCCAAAUUAGUAAGUGGCAAGUAUGAUCAUGAUGUGUUCAAGCAGCUGGUAACCAAAACUGUAAUCCAGCAUGACCUACCUUACUCAUACGUUGAGUAUGAGAAAGUCAGAGAAACUUGGAGGUACUUGAAUGCUGAUGUCAAAUUUAUGUGCCGAAACACAGUUAAAAAAGAGGUCUAUCGUUUUUAUGAAAACGAGAGAGAGACAUUGAAGAGGGAGUUGGCUAGUCUUCCUGGAAGAGUAAGCUUCACUUCUGAUUUGUGGUCAUCAUUGAAACGGGAGGGUUAUAUGUGUGUGACAGCACAUUACAUUGACCGGAAUUGGAAGCUGAACGGGAGGGUUAUAUGUCUGGAAGAGUAGUCUAUCAGGUAUGGCAGAUCCAUAAUUGGCUCCAGAUAAAUGAGGAAAGCGAUGAUGAGAUUGUCCGAAAUAUGGUGAUACCGAUGAAAGAGAAGUUCGAUAAGUAUUGGGAAGAAGUUAGUGAUCUUUUUGCAAUAACAGCUGUCUUUGAUCCACGCCUGAAGCUUCCAGUUGUAGAAUAUUGUUUAGGGAGGCUUGACAUGAGUACACGUGAUGAAAAAAUGAAGAACUUGCAUCUGAAGCUGAAAACUUUGUUUGAAUCAUAUGACAAAAAAUCAAAGUCAACUUCUUGUUCUACAGAGCCUCGUGUGAUGGAUCAACAAAAUGUUCGUGGAGGACCGAAGGGAACGUUUGCGAACUAUGGUGAUUUUUUUGCGUUUCGCAAAACCAGUGUUGCUGCGAGUGGAAAGACAGCUCUCCAAGCUUAUUUGGAUGAACCUGCGUUAGAUAUGGAUAGCUUUGAAAGCUUGGAUAUUCUCCAGUGGUGGAAAGACAAUACUCAUAGGUUUGGCGAUUUUCCAGCAAUGGCUUGUGAUUUGCUUAGCAUUCCGAUCACAACAGUGGCUUCAGAAUCCUCAUUUAGCAUCGGUUCGAGAGUUCUGAACAAAUACAGGAGCCGUCUACUUCCUAAAAAUGUGCAAGCUCUGAUAUGUAGUAGGAAUUGGCUAAAAGGAUUUGAAGCUUAUGACCAUGGUAAAUUAUUCACAUUACAUAUAUUUUAGGGUACCAUGUUCUUUAAACCAAACUAACUUUGAUUUUUUUUUCAGAAGAGGAAAUAGGUGGUGAAGAAGUGACAGUACCAUCGUCCGAAUCCAUUUCUGAUGAUGAAGCUGAAGAAGAAGAAACUUGAUUUUUAUUUUGAUCUAGUGUUUUUAUUUUAUUUACAUUAUGGAUUUCGUGGCGCUCUUUUUCCCUUGUCGGAUUUUGUCCCAAUGGGUUUUUCCGAUAAGGUUUUUACCGAGGCCACAUUACAUUACUUGGAUUUUGUUUUGGUGUUCAUUUAUAUUACUUGGAUUUGAUGACUUA
Messenger RNA from Raphanus sativus (radish), 1699 nucleotides. Its product is annotated as zinc finger BED domain-containing protein RICESLEEPER 4-like. NCBI's taxonomy places the organism in Eukaryota, Viridiplantae, Streptophyta, Magnoliopsida, Brassicales, Brassicaceae. Bases 658 to 1395 code for a protein of 245 amino acids. The record is from RefSeq and is a predicted model, not a curated record. The transcript is spliced from 2 exons. Gene Ontology annotation, molecular function: DNA binding; protein dimerization activity.